This is a messenger RNA of Oryza brachyantha (malo sina), 1302 nucleotides long. RefSeq lists its product as uncharacterized. Lineage: Eukaryota; Viridiplantae; Streptophyta; Magnoliopsida; Poales; Poaceae. Bases 1 to 1068 code for a protein of 355 amino acids. The record is from RefSeq and is a predicted model, not a curated record. The transcript has 2 exons.
AUGAAGCCUAGCCACCGCCUAAUUUCCCCCACUGCACUGCAGCAAACCCCGCCAUGGACUGACCAGGGUGAAGUCACCGCAGGCCUCUCGCGGUCUCGCCUCGCCGGCGGCGACCUCCGCAAUUUCUGGUUAGCGACGCUCCUCAUCGAUCCUCUCGCGCGCUCUCCGAGUGGAUCACGCCCUCGUCUCGUCAUGGAUAAUUUAGCGGGCAGUACCAAAAGGAUACCGCCGAUGCAGACGCCGAGGGCGCGCCUGCUGCUCAGCUGCGGCGAGUCCGUCGUGGCCAUGGGGCGCAAGGCGUACCAGCGGGUCGAGGCGAUGCCGUGCCCGGUGGGGUGCGUGGCCAGAGGCGUCUCCCGCGCGGCGGCGCCCGUGCUGAGCCCGCUGCGGCUGAGGUGGUUCUCGGCGCUCGCCUUCGUGGACAGGCAGCUCCUCGUCGUGCAGGACGUCGCCACGGUGCUCUUCCCGGCCACCGAGCGCGUCCUCGGCAAGGCCGACGGCCUCGUCCUCCUCGUCGAGUCCCUGCCCGCCAGGCUCGACGGCGCGAUCGACGGCCUCGAGGCGCUCGUCGCAGGCGUCAAGAGCGGCGCCGGGGGGCUGUUCGUUCUCCCCAAGCGACGCUACCGCUACCGAGCCGACGAGGACGACGAGGAGGAAGGCGCGUCGUUGCACCGAUCAAUGGAGAAAACGGCCCGGAAGAAUUCCGACGACGUGGCCCGGAAGAAACUCGAGAGCUUGGAGCUCUUCACGGCGGACAGCGGCGCCGGAGGCGGCAGUGACACCGUGCACGGCGAGAAGGCAAUCAGCAACGUCGAGGAUGAGGGCAAAGGAGAGUCGGCAACUCCGGCGAAACACGGCGACGCAUCAGGCGGCCAAGAAUGCACCGAGGAGGAUGCCAUUCAGGGCGGCGCGGAGAUCGCGAAGGCUGAGCCCCCACAGGCAGCGUCCGACGAGGAAGGAGGCCGCGGGAGGGAAAUAGAGGCCGCCGCUGCCAUGGCCGGCACGGAGAGUAGGGAGGAUGCAUUGCUGGGUCUCUUCGAUACAGCAUGGCAGCAGAAGCUAGCGUAGGGAGCAUGAGUGUCAACAGGUCAACAAAGGUGAACCAUUGGACACUGUAUAUUGUUGUGGAGGUGCAGUAAUCCUUGUCAGUAAUGUGCACUGUAGCAUACGGGAGGGAGUGUAUAGAAUAAAUGUACCCCAGAGAAUAAAAUGCCUGGGUAUAUCAUAAUGCAUGAGUUGUUCACUGCUUCAAAAAUGUAAAGAUGAGCAGGGUAGAAGUAUGCAAAUCAUUUCAAACUCUAA